Molecule: messenger RNA, 215 nt
Organism: Racocetra fulgida
Lineage: Eukaryota; Fungi; Glomeromycota; Glomeromycetes; Diversisporales; Gigasporaceae
Source: the annotation of a GenBank genome assembly
AUGAGAAUGCAUCUGAACCUGAUAACUUAACAACUACUGAUCUCAAUCAAGAUAACACAACAACCACUGAUUCUACCUUCAUUCUAAAAGAUAAUGUUUCUUCAUUAUUAAAAAAUUGUCUUCGUUUCUCCGUUCGAAAAUCUAAUAAUAUUGAAAACAUAUCUAAAAUGGUUGAACAUAGUGCACAAGAUUCUGGUAAUUCAAAUGAUUUUUAG